This is a messenger RNA of Cydia pomonella (codling moth), 574 nucleotides long. RefSeq names its product keratin-associated protein 9-1-like. The record is from RefSeq and is a predicted model, not a curated record. The transcript has 17 exons. Bases 100 to 525 code for a protein of 141 amino acids. Lineage: Eukaryota; Metazoa; Arthropoda; Insecta; Lepidoptera; Tortricidae.
GGCCACGAGUGCAAAGGAAGACGACAUGGGUACUUCAAGAAUGAAUGUAACGGCUGGUUUUGCGAGUCAAGUUGUCAUUCAUUUCCAAGACCUUGUACUAUGAACUGCACAGGAAUGAAUUGCAAUAGUGAGUGUGUGGGGCCAGAGUGUACUGCCGAGUGUUUUGGAAAAAGCUGCACUACUAAGUGUCACGGACAUGAAUGCAGUUCUACGUGUCUAGAUAAUCCUUGUGAAUCCCAGUGUAUCGGGGACAGCUGCAUUUCCAAGACAAAAGAAAAACCACCCAAGAUGCCAAUGCCACAUGUUAAUCAUCAAGCAUCAGAAUCACAUUGUUUUGGGGCAGACUGCCAAUCUGAGUGUACUGGCCAGUCUUGUAGAGCCAGGUGCAGCGGGAUAAAUUGUACAGUUAAGUGUACAGGACUCUUCUGUGACCAGGAGAUAUUUGAGCACGUGCCACCAGCCGAAUCCAGCUUCAGAGUGAAACUGGCAGAUUUAUGGAAUCAAUUUAAAAGACAUUUGAUAUGAUAACUUGUUUUAUUAAUUAUUUGGAUAAAUAAAUAUAUUGAGUAGUUCA